AUGGGUUUGUUCAACCACGACAAUGUUUUCGUUAAUGUUGUUGCAUCUGUGCAAUAUCGAGCCCUUGCAGGCAAAGCAAAUGAUGCCUUUUACGAGCUCAGCAACACAAGGAGUCAGAUCCAGGCCUACGUGUUCGAUGUGAUCAGAGCUAGUGUUCCAAAGCUAAACUUGGAUGACGCUUUUGAGCAGAAGAAUGAAAUUGCCAAAGCUGUCGAAGAUGAACUUGAAAAGGCCAUGUCGGCCUAUGGAUACGAAAUUGUGCAAACCUUGAUCGUUGACAUUGACCCGGAUGAGCGUGUUAAGCGAGCUAUGAAUGAAAUCAAUGCAGCUGCAAGAAUGAGGGUUGCAGCAAACGAGAAGGCUGAAGCGGAGAAAAUUCUGCAAAUCAAGAGAGCUGAAGGCGAGGCCGAGUCCAAGUACCUUUCUGGGCUGGGCAUUGCUCGCCAGCGUCAGGCCAUUGUGGAUGGUUUAAGAGAUAGUGUCCUUGGCUUCUCAGAGAAUGUCCCGGGAACAACUGCAAAGGAUGUCAUGGACAUGGUUCUCGUGACUCAAUACUUUGACACCAUGAAGGAAAUCGGCGCGGCAUCAAAAUCUUCUGCCGUGUUCAUUCCCCAUGGUCCCGGUGCAAUCCGUGAUGUGGCCACCCAGAUCCGUGAUGGUCUUCUCCAAGCGUCGACACAGUGAUUGUGAUAGUAUAAGUCUGUUUUGGCCUCUAAAUAAUUGAGAUAUGAACUGUUCUGUCUCAGCCAGUGUAGAUAUUUGCAUCAGAAUGCUAGAAACUAC
Messenger RNA from Rhodamnia argentea, 783 nucleotides. RefSeq names its product hypersensitive-induced response protein-like protein 1. The record is from RefSeq and is a predicted model, not a curated record. The coding region runs from base 1 to 684 and encodes 227 amino acids. NCBI's taxonomy places the organism in Eukaryota, Viridiplantae, Streptophyta, Magnoliopsida, Myrtales, Myrtaceae. The transcript has 5 exons.